GUUGUUGGGGCCAGCAAACCGGUGGAAAAUGGCGGCCAGCAGGAGAGUCGCCGCUCACUCAGGGGGAGGCAGGGGACGAUAAAUCGGAAUCGAUUCAUCGGCUGUUCCCGAUUCACCAGAUCCAGUAAGAGUAGAAACUGGGACCAGGCAAGGCCACGCCAUCACACCAACAUUCUCCUUCACUAUUGCAACACUCCACUCCAUCUCUGUAAAGCUUUCACCAGAGUUGAGCAAACCUAUAGGAUGAGCAGAAAAUUGGCCAUGGAAGCAUCUUCUCCCAGAUUUACAUCUAGAAUGAACAUAAGGGAUUCUGAGAUAUCCAACAAUGGAGAUGUCAUCAAAGAAGAUGUGUUUUCCUGUUUUGGUGCCAUGGAAUUGAUUUAAAGGCAGAUUUGUAAAAGACUAUUUUGAUAUCUGGAUCAAUAACUAUCUUAGUGCUAUUUCAAAAUGAUAGGCAAAUUGAAACAGAACUUAUUAUUAGCAUGUUUAGUGAUCAGCUCACUAACUGUAUUUUAUCUUGGUCGUUAUGCAAUAGAAUGCCACCAUAGAGUAGAAGAGCACACUCAGCAGCAUCCUAAUGUUCUAGAUAGUGGCAGAUCACUAAGUUACAUUUCAAAGUCUGGAUUCAAAAAUAGUUCAGGUAGACUUGUUUACAACAAAGACAUGCCAUUAAUAUUUAUUGGAGGAGUACCAAGAAGUGGCACCACACUCAUGAGAGCAAUGCUUGAUGCCCAUCCUGAAAUUCGCUGUGGGGAGGAAACUCGAGUUAUUCCGAGAAUCCUUGCAAUGAAACAAAUGUGGAGCAGAUCUGGCCGAGAGAAACAGCGCUUGGAUGAAGCUGGUGUUACUGAUGAGGUGCUGGACUCGGCCAUGCAAGCCUUUUUAUUAGAAAUUAUUGUUAAACAUGGGGAACCUGCUACGUACUUAUGCAAUAAAGAUCCGUUUGCUCUCAAAUCAUUGACUUACUUGAGCAAAAUUUUUCCCAAUGCCAAAUUCAUUCUAAUGAUACGGGAUGGACGUGCUUCAGUACAUUCCAUGAUUACUCGGAAAGUUACCAUAGCAGGAUUUGAUCUCAGCAGUUACAGAGACUGUCUGACCAAAUGGAACCGUGCCAUUGAGACCAUGUAUAACCAAUGUUUGGAAACUGGGUUUAAUAAAUGUUUACCAGUACACUACGAACAACUUGUUUUGCAUCCCGAAACUUGGAUGAAGAAUGUUCUGAAGUUCUUAGAUGUUCCUUGGAAUACAGCAGUAUUGCAUCAUGAAGAAAUGAUAGGGAAAGCAGGAGGUGUUUCUCUUUCUAAGGUUGAGCGAUCUACUGAUCAAGUCAUCAAACCAGUCAAUGUUGAAGCCUUGUCAAAAUGGGUGGGAAAAAUUCCGCACGAGGUAGUUCGUGAAAUGCCAGUGAUUGCACCUAUGUUAGCAAAGCUUGGAUAUGAUCCAUAUGCAAAUCCACCCAAUUAUGGAAAACCAGAUCCAGCAGUUAUUGAAAACACUAAAAGGGUAAUCAAAGGUGACUUUCAACUACCUGCAAUUCUGAAAGAUCAGCCACAGUUCCCAGAGGUUGUUCCACUGAAUGUAGGAGGCAUGUAUUUUACGACAAGACUAUCCACCUUGAGGCGUUAUGAAGACACUAUGCUAGCAGCAAUGUUCAGUGGCCGCCAUCGUAUUCCUACAGAUUCAGAGGGACGUUUCUUUAUUGACAGAGACGGGACCUACUUUGGAGACAUUCUAAAUUUUUUACGGAAUGAUGAUCUUCCACCUCGUGAGAGAGUGAGAACAGUUUACAAAGAAGCGCAAUAUUAUUCUAUUGGGCCACUUCUUGAGUGUCUGGAUGAACUACAGCCUCUGGCUAGUGAAAAAGUCAGAAAAGCAUUUUUGGACUUGCUGCCUUAUUACAAAGAGAAUCUGGAAAGGAUAAUUGAUAUUGCAAAACAAAGAGCAAUUCAACGAAAGGCAAGAUUUGCAAAGUUGAAGAUUUGUGUUUACAAAGAGGAGAUGCCAGUCACACCAUAUGAACAUCCUCUGUACAACUCACUACGUUUUGAUAGAAGUGAGAAUGAGACAAAACUCUUUGAACAUCACUGUGAAGUUGAUGUGUCAUUUGGCCCUUGGGAAGCGAUUGCUGAUGUAUAUGACCUUCUUCACUGUAUCGUGACAGACUUAGCAGACAGAGGAAUUACAGUAGAUCACCAAUGUAUAGGUGUGUGUGAUAAACAUCUUAUAAACUGUUACUACUGCAAACGCCCAAUUUAUGAAUUCAAGAUUACCUGGUGGUGAAUAACAUUUUUAAUAAUUUUUAGCUUCAUAUUUAUUUGAAAUCACAUUAUGAUAGGAAUAGUUUUGCAAUUUAGUUUAUUAGUAGCCUUGAGGCACAGUGGUACUGUCCCUACCUCUGGGCCAGAGGGUCUGGGUUCAAGUCUGACCUCGGAAUGUGUGUGUGGCCUUGGGGGUAUGUCAUAACAUGUCCAAACAGUCUGAUUAAAAUAAAUUAUUACUGAUACCAAGAAAACUUAGAUAUUUUUACCACCUGAGUGCCCACAGUGUCUUGUAGCAAGGCAAGAUUAGUUAGUUGCAUUUUAACUUGGAGUUUUAGCGUAACCUUUCUCAUGCUGGCAGGUCUGAUUGAUUAAUGCAACAUCGAACUUGUUGUCGUGAAUAAGACUGUAGUCAUACCCAAGAUGCAGCAGCAUUUAACAGUCACUUUCGGGCCAUUUAGUGCAUUUUUGUUUAUCUCUAUCAGAAAAGUCAAAUCUUUUGCUCGUAUUUCUCCAGGAAAUUAAUGUAUUGUUGUGUACAAUAAAAGUAAUAGCAGGCG
Messenger RNA from Rhincodon typus (whale shark), 2818 nucleotides. Its product is annotated as protein-tyrosine sulfotransferase 1. Gene Ontology annotation, molecular function: protein-tyrosine sulfotransferase activity; protein binding. The transcript has 9 exons. Lineage: Eukaryota; Metazoa; Chordata; Chondrichthyes; Orectolobiformes; Rhincodontidae. The coding region runs from base 448 to 2280 and encodes 610 amino acids. Gene Ontology annotation, biological process: protein homooligomerization; peptidyl-tyrosine sulfation. The record is from RefSeq and is a predicted model, not a curated record. Gene Ontology annotation, cellular component: Golgi apparatus.